AAGGGGAACCAGAGCGCACAAGGGAACUGACUAAGGAGGCAGAGAAGAUGGGUAUCCUCAGCAUAGACUUGCUGAUCACACUGCAGAUUCUGCCAGUUUUUUUCUCCAACUGCCUCUUCCUGGCGCUCUAUGACUCGGUCAUUCUGCUCAAGCACGUGGUUCUGCUGCUGAGCCGAUCCAAGUCCACUCGCGGAGAGUGGCGGCGCAUGCUGACCUCAGAGGGACUGCGCUGCGUCUGGAAGAGCUUCCUGCUCGAUGCCUACAAACAGGUGAAAUUGGGCGAAGAUGCUCCCAAUUCCAGUGUGGUGCGUGUGUCCAGUCCUGAAGGAGGUCCUAACAGUGGAAACAGUGUCCGGGAAAAGACUGUCGAUGGAGUCCAAUGCCACCUUCUUGACUUUGCCAGUGCUGAGCGCCCACUGGUGGUCAACUUUGGCUCUGCCACUUGACCUCCUUUUACCAGCCAGCUGCCUGCCUUCUGCAAAUUGGUGGAAGAGUUCUCCUCAGUGGCUGACUUCCUGUUGGUCUACAUUGACGAGGCUCAUCCUUCAGAUGGUUGGGCGGUACCUGGGGGAUCCUCUUUGUCUUUUGAGGUGAAGAAGCACCGGAACCAGGAAGAGCGAUGUGCAGCAGCCCAUCAGCUUCUGGAGCGUUUCUCCUUGCCGCCCCAGUGCCAAGUUGUGGCUGACCGCAUGGACAACAAUGCCAACGUAGCCUAUGGGGUAGCCUUUGAACGUGUGUGCAUUGUGCAGAGACAGAAAAUUGCUUAUCUGGGAGGAAAGGGCCCCUUCUGCUACAACCUUCAAGAAGUCCGGCGUUGGCUGGAGAAGAAUUUCAGCAAGAGAUGAAAUAUAGAUUAAUUGCUUAAAGGUGUGAUUGUAAUAGAGCUAUUAUUUUUAAAAAAAACAAUGUGUAAAGGAAAGGACUUUAAGAAUUGAAUCCACUAUUUCCAUUGAGUCCCACGCCUCACUGAAAGACAGGAAUUUACGUCUCAGAAGAAGAUAAACCUCUAACAUCUCAGUACUUCCUCCAGUACUCAAAUGGCACUGGGCUAAACAAUAGCUCCAUUACAUCUCUUUUGAGUGAAAAGAUCCAAGUUAGAGAGGAAGGAACUCUGAUUCAGUAUGUAUGUGCUCUAACUUGAGAAAUGAGUGAUGCUUUCUUUGGGACCAGAAGAAAAUAGUUACUAUAGUAAUAACUGUGUUAGAGAAGCUGCUGUCUACGUUAAGAUAAAGCACAUUGCCUAGGCUUUAAUCAGUGUGGUAGAACUCAACUGGGAAAUUCUGAAAUCCUUACUUAUAAUGCACCCUUGAGCCCAAGCCAUGUGGACUUUGAAGUUCAUUGCGUUCGAGUAGUUCUAGCCAUGCAGUUCUCUGCGCCAAUCUACAUAGCCCAGAAUUCACAGAUGUAUUUGUGGAUACCAAGAAUGAUCCCUCCACCUGAAGGUUAGAAUAAUUAUUUGAAAUCUGAGUUACUUACUAAGAAGAUGUGGAAAGUAUUAGAAGAAAAUCAAAUUGGCAAGCUACAAAAGAGGAAGCAGAAAGAUUAGGAAGCUUCAUAGUGUUUCACCUUGAAACUAGAGAAAGAGAUUAAUUUGCUUACUACAGAUACAUAGGAACAUAUACAAGGUAGACAUAUGGCAACAAAGUAUGACAUACUCCUAGAUUGAGGAAGAAAGAGAGACUUACAGGAGGAAAAAACCCUCACAUUUACAUAUUUGAACUAGUGAGAUAGUUUAGAAAUAAUUCUUAAUGAAACAUGUAUGUGGUCAUACAUUUUUAGUGGGUGAAUUAUCCCCUAUUAUAAUGAUGAAAGGAAAAACCAGUGGUUCUGGUGGCACUGGUCUGUUCCUCCCCAGUUCCUGCAGUCAUUUUAUGGGUUCACUCACUGAAAGUCUCACUUUCUGCGGCAGUUGUUGUCUCUGGACAACUGAAUGCUGAGCUGAAGUUGUGGGAGACAGGCAUGCUGGCCACUCAGCUGUCUCCUUGUUUUCCUUCCUAUAACCUAAUGUAAGUGGAGUAUAAUGAAUGAUAGGUACAAGCACACACACUUUCUUCACUUGCAAAAUAGAAGAAGUAUUUUGGGCUUUUCAGGUAAUUUUGUAGGCUUUGAUGCAAGACCAUGUUAAAGGAAAUUUGGUAAAAUGGAAUUUCUAUUGGCAUCAAAAUUCACAAUUGCAUCUUUUUUUGUCUUGUCAGCUGUGAGUUAAUAGA
Molecule: messenger RNA, 2210 nt
Organism: Octodon degus (degu)
Lineage: Eukaryota; Metazoa; Chordata; Mammalia; Rodentia; Octodontidae
Gene: Dio2
Product: iodothyronine deiodinase 2
Exons: 2
Coding region: 48-446 (132 amino acids)
Molecular function (GO): thyroxine 5'-deiodinase activity
Source: RefSeq, a predicted model, not a curated record